CCGGACUUUUUUUGUUAGCCAAGAUUUCGGCAUCAGGAAACCACCCAGAUUAACAACGACAAAAUGAUCAAGGCAGUGAAACCAAAGAAUGCUCGCGCCAAGCGCGCAAUGGCAAAGCGCGAACCGCAACAGAACGAGAACCCCAAGACCACGCUCUUCGUCUCUGGCCAGAAGACUUCUCAGAUCCUCAAGCUCGCCGUCGCCGAUAUCUGCACCAUCAAGCGACCCUUUAUCGAGCGUUUCACCAAGAAGAACGACAUCCACCCCUUCGAUGAUGCUUCUUCGCUCGAGUUCUUCUCCCAGAAGAACGACACCUCGCUCCUCGUCCUGUCUCUACACUCGAAGAAGCGACCGCACUGCUUGACGUUGGCACGAACAUUUUCAUACAAGAUGUUGGAUAUGCUAGAGUUGUACAUCAACGCAGAGACCUUCCGCACGCUUCAGCAAUUCAAGAACAAGAAGCCGUCAAUCGGCCUGAAGCCACUAAUCAGCUUCCACGGCACCGUCUUCGAAGACCCCAACCAGACAAAGUACACCCUAGCAAAGAGCUUGUUUAUCGACCUGUUCAAGGGCCAGGAUGCGACCGAAGUCGACGUCGAAGGCCUCCAGUACCUCAUCUCCAUCUCCGCCGAAGAACCCACCGACGCGCUCCCCAACCCGCAAAUAAAACUCCGCUUCUACCUCCUCCGCACCAAGCGCUCAGGCCAAAAGCUGCCGCGCAUCGAAGUCGAGGAAAUGGGCCCGCGCAUGGACUUUGCGCUCGGCCGCGAGAUGUUCCCUGAUCCGGAUAUGCUGAAGGAAUCGCUCAAGAAGCCCAAGGGUGCUGAGCCGCGGACCAAGAAGAACAUUGACACUGACAUCAUGGGUGACAAGACGGGUAAGAUCCAUGUUGGCAAGCAAGACUUUGCCAAUCUGCAGACUAGGAAGAUGAAGGGUCUUAAGCGAGGAAGGAACGAGGACGAGGACGAGGAAGUUGGUGUUGAGGAUACGGCAAGUGAAGGCGACGAUGAGGAGAAGACGCCCAAAAAGGUUAGGGUAUGAAAUGUAACAAGGCACAAGAUGUAAUUGCAUGGGUGGCGUUAAAGGCACUUCCGGCGUUCAAAUGUUGGGCGAGACUAUACCAUUCUGCACGUUUGUAGCAAGUCAUAGGCGUCUCAAAAGUCGAGUUGUUCAGAGCAACGCUCAUAGUCUAUACGUCUCCUGCUGUGUCUACCGUCUAUUCAUCAUCGGGUUCGUCAGCUAGUAACCACUUCGCCCGACACUUUACCGCUGCACUCCUGACCUCUCUCUUCCCAUCAUCUAACGCAGCAAUAAGUCUCCUCAC
Molecule: messenger RNA, 1324 nt
Organism: Alternaria alternata
Lineage: Eukaryota; Fungi; Ascomycota; Dothideomycetes; Pleosporales; Pleosporaceae
Product: ribosome biogenesis protein-like protein RPF2
Exons: 2
Coding region: 64-1041 (325 amino acids)
Biological process (GO): maturation of LSU-rRNA from tricistronic rRNA transcript (SSU-rRNA, 5.8S rRNA, LSU-rRNA); ribosomal large subunit assembly
Cellular component (GO): nucleolus
Molecular function (GO): rRNA binding
Source: RefSeq, a predicted model, not a curated record